This is a messenger RNA of Staurois parvus, 675 nucleotides long. The record is from the annotation of a GenBank genome assembly. NCBI's taxonomy places the organism in Eukaryota, Metazoa, Chordata, Amphibia, Anura, Ranidae.
ACGGGCUGUGGGGAGGACACCACGAGAUCGAGGGACAGCACCAAAGGAUUAUCACAUGGAGAGAAGUCAUUUCAAACUACUUGUUCUAUUUGUGAUAAAGCAAUGGAGAGAAGUAUCUUCACACACCAGAAGGUUCACACUGGAGAGAAGCCAUAUCAGUGUUCUGAAUGUGACAAAGCUUUUAUAAAGAAGUUCAGACAUCAGAGGAUUCAUACUGGAGAGAAAUAUCAGUGUUCUGAAUGUGAUAAAAUAUAUCAAAUCACAUCUACACACCAGAGGAUUCACACUGGAGAGAAGCCAUAUCAGUGUUCUGAAUGUGACAAAGCUUUUAUAAAGAAGUCAAAUUUUGUCAGACACCAGAGGAUUCACACUGGAGAGAAGCCAUAUCAGUGUUCUGAAUGUGAUAAAGCUUUACACUGUGGAAGUCAAAUCUUAUCACACCAGAGAGGAUUCACACUGGAGAGAAGCCAUAUCAGUGUUCUGAAUGUGAUAAAGCUUUUACUCAGAAGUCAAAUCUUUAUCACACACCAGAGGAUUCACACUGGAGAGAAGCCAUAUCAGUGUUCUGAAUGUGAUAAAGCUUUUACAGGAAGUCAAAUCUUAUCAGACACCAGAGGAUUCACACUGGAGAGAAGCCAUAUCAGUGUUCUGAAUGUGAUAAAGCUUUUUACAUAA